AUGAAAGUCUCCGUGGUUGCCCUCUCUCUCCUCAUCCUCAUCCUCACCAUUACUUCUGCUGUUCACAGCCAGCCAAAAAUUCCUGAGUCGGUGAACCCUCCACCCACCUGCUGCCUGAAGUAUCAUGAGAAAGUAUUGCCAAGAAAAAUGGUGGUGAGAUACAGAAAGGCCCUCAGCUGUUACCUGCCGGCAAUCAUAUUCAUCACCAGAAGGAAACGAGAGAUCUGUACCAACCCCAAUGAUGAAUGGGUCCAAGAAUACAUCAAGGAUCCCAGACUACCUUUGCAUCCUUCCAGGAAGUUGGUCUAG
Messenger RNA from Balaenoptera ricei (Rice's whale), 309 nucleotides. It is a transcript of the gene CCL16, whose product is annotated as C-C motif chemokine ligand 16. Gene Ontology annotation, cellular component: extracellular region. The coding region runs from base 1 to 309 and encodes 102 amino acids. Lineage: Eukaryota; Metazoa; Chordata; Mammalia; Artiodactyla; Balaenopteridae. Gene Ontology annotation, biological process: positive regulation of ERK1 and ERK2 cascade; chemokine-mediated signaling pathway; cellular response to type II interferon. Gene Ontology annotation, molecular function: CCR chemokine receptor binding; chemokine activity. The record is from RefSeq and is a predicted model, not a curated record. The transcript is spliced from 3 exons.